AGCAGGCAUGUUACGCGCGCUUUUUUAAAGGGGCAGUGGCACUGCAGUCGCGUAGGUUUUUGUUUUUGUUUGCCACUCCGACCUGUGAUCAAUGGCCACCUUGAUGUCACAGGAGAUUUGAUCUUUCAAAAAAUAGAGUUUCUCCCUUGUAAUUCAGGAUGUAUAAUGGAAUCGGACUGCAGACUGCGCGUGGCUCUGGCACCAACGGCUACGUGCAGCGCAACUGGGCUGCCAUCCGUGUUUCAAAGGAUAAAGUGACUGUUUGCACCGAAGCUGACGCUCAGGCCUUUGAGGCCGCAUCCAGUAGACAACCGAAUGUGGAAAUCCUCGAGCAUGAGCGCAAAAGGAAGCUGGAAAUCAAGUGCGCCGAACUAGAGGACGCCCUUGAGGAACAGGGAUUCAGUGCGUCAGAAAUCGAAGUCAAAGUUGCCGCUCUGAGGAAGCUGCUGACUGAAACUGGCGCAGCACGCGAUGUGAAGCGAGACCAAUGGGGUCGAGAAGCCCCGACAGAAACACACGAGACUGCUGAUGCGCAGCAACGCAAAAACCAGCGCCUGAAAGAAGCGUUUGGCAUAUCAGACGACCAUGUUCCAAUGCACUCGGCACCUGCCCCAUCGGAACAGGAGAAAGCAGCCAAAGCUGCCCUCGCAAUUAAGGAGGCCCCAAAAGUUGAAAGUCCUCCACGCAACAGGAGGUACGGCCUGGUGAGGACGCCUUCGCCGGAGCCAGUUGAUGCCAAGAAGAAAAAGAAGAAGCGCUCGAGGUCGCGGUCAAGGGACAAAGAAAGGUCGUCGAGGAAAAGGGAGAAGAAGCAUAGGCGGCACCGCAGCAGAAGUCGAUAAAGUUAACCAGAUGAAGCUCUCUUCUGUAUAUAAUGCUAAGCCUCUAUUUUAAGUAAGCUAACUUUUUGAGAGCAGCAAUGUGUAAAACUGCAAUAAAUCUCGCUUAGUAUGUAUCA
Molecule: messenger RNA, 958 nt
Organism: Cloeon dipterum
Lineage: Eukaryota; Metazoa; Arthropoda; Insecta; Ephemeroptera; Baetidae
Product: serine/arginine repetitive matrix protein 2-like
Exons: 3
Coding region: 159-842 (227 amino acids)
Cellular component (GO): nucleus
Source: RefSeq, a predicted model, not a curated record